AUGAAGAUCGGGAAGGCUUCUGAGCUCGUGAAGAAGGCAGCAGCGAUGUGCAAGAGCAAGACCGGCGUGCUCGCCGCCAGGCUCCUCAUCCCCGCCUCGCUCCAGCGCCGCAGGAUGGCCACGGCACCAGUGGUCUCUCACAAGAUCGACGCGCUCAUUAUGGCCGACUGGGAGAGAGUUGACUGCCACAAGGAUCUCACUCUCCGCACGGUCGAGAAGAGACUGGUCGUCGUCCACGAGGAUGAUUUGGCGGCCAAUUUCUCUCAUCACUUGGCGGUGUUCAACCAAGAGAAUGGUCAUGGUGGCUGCCAUACUGACAGGACACUACAUCCCCUCUUCAACGACGACCACAAGAACUGUCGUUACGCUUACAAUGGUGAUGUGCCACUUUAUUCAUGUGAUCAAGACGAUGAUGAUGAGCCUUCAGUCAUGGAUGUGAUCAGGAAUAACCGAGAAGUUGAGGGGCUGGAGUUCAAUAUGGAGGAGGAGAUUGAUCAGGCCGCCGAUAUGUUCAUUAGGAGGUUCCGGCAGCGGUUGAACGAGGGAUUUUAG
This is a messenger RNA of Triticum turgidum subsp. durum (durum wheat), 552 nucleotides long. NCBI's taxonomy places the organism in Eukaryota, Viridiplantae, Streptophyta, Magnoliopsida, Poales, Poaceae. The record is from the annotation of a GenBank genome assembly.